Molecule: messenger RNA, 784 nt
Organism: Oryctolagus cuniculus (rabbit)
Lineage: Eukaryota; Metazoa; Chordata; Mammalia; Lagomorpha; Leporidae
Gene: ATP5F1D
Product: ATP synthase F1 subunit delta
Biological process (GO): proton motive force-driven ATP synthesis
Molecular function (GO): proton-transporting ATP synthase activity, rotational mechanism
Source: RefSeq, a predicted model, not a curated record
CUUCGUUCGCCGCCCGCCGCCCGCCGCCCGCCUUCGUUCGCCGCCGCCGCCGCCAUGCUGCCCGCCGCCCUGCUCCGCCGCCCGGCUCUGGGCCGCCUGGUGCGCCAGGCCCGCGCCUACGCCGAGGCCGCCGCUGCCGCGGCCCCCGCAGCCGGCCCCGGCCAGAUGUCCUUUACCUUCGCCUCCCCGACGCAGGUGUUCUUCAACGGCGCCAACGUGAGGCAGGUGGACGUGCCCACGCUGACCGGCGCCUUCGGCAUCCUCGCGGCGCACGUGCCCACCGUGCAGGUGCUGCGGCCCGGGCUGGUGGUGGUCCACGCCGAGGACGGCACCACCUCCAAGUACUUCGUGAGCAGCGGCUCCAUCACGGUGAACGCCGACUCUUCCGUGCAGCUGCUGGCCGAGGAGGCCGUGACGUUGGACAUGCUGGACGUGGGGGCUGCCCGCGCGAACCUGGAGAAGGCGCAGUCGGAGCUGGCGGGGGCCGCGGACGAGGCGGCCAGGGCCGAGGUCCAGAUUCGCAUCGAGGCCAACGAAGCCCUGGUGAAGGCGCUGGAGUAGGCGGGGCCCGGCGCGCUGCAGUCGCCCCCUGCGUCUCGAACCUCGUGGGGGGCCGCAAGCUCCCCCAGACCUCGGACGGGCCGGGGUCUGUCCCCUGGUGGGAGUCUCCUCGCAGUCCCCUCCCCAAGCUGACCGGCGGCACAGCCCGCCUUCCAUUAAACACCGGCGGCCGGCCUCGUGUGAGCGGGUGCCGUGGCUGCCGCCCGCGCUCUGCGGCCCCCAC